CAAUUUUCCCGUUCCGAGUCCUUGAUGUCGACAGCCUGGCGCUUAAUAAACCCCCUUACAAAUGUCGGCCUCUCCGGCAAAGUCCCCAACAGUCUCCACGCUUCUUCAGUUGAUAGAAGACUACCAUGCAUUCAAUCCAGGUGGUGUCCAAAUUCUUCCUUACCCGACAGCUGUAGAAUUCAGCAAGCAAGUCAGCCGGGGGAGACCAUGCGUAUACCAGCUAAGCAAGAGCGAAGAAGCAGAGACAAUCCGCUCUUGCCCUGCCUUUUCCUGGACGAAAGACGCUCUGUGUCAAAAGGUGAAGCAGGAUGUCGAGGUAGCCGUGACCCCCGACGGGCGGGCUGAUUCCCUGUAUCGCUUACCACAUCCAUCGACAACUGGAACCUGUGCUGGCAAUAACGAUCAGCCAGAGCAAUCUGAGCAACAGGACGGAAAUGAGCAGUACGAGGAUGUUUUUGUCCAGCCAGCGACUGUUUCAAUGCCAUUGUCUUCUCUUCUCGACAAACUGUGCCAGUCCGAGUCACCGCCAGAAUCACGGAACCACGGACAUCACUCACCAUCCACAGGGGAGCCGGUGUACUAUCUGCAGUCGCAGAAUAGCAAUCUCACGACGACGCCUCUUUCGGCGUUGCAUGCAGAUGUACCGCCCUACAUUCCCUUUUCAAAGCCCGGUCUAGGAGAACCUGAGGCUGUCAACAUUUGGAUGGGCAAUGCCUCGUCCGUGACGAGCACCCACCGCGAUCCGUAUGAGAAUCUUUAUCUUGUGGUCAAAGGGAAGAAGCAUUUCACCCUUUGGCCGCCUUGUGAGGAGCUGUGUCUGCAUGCUGAAAAGGUCCGCACUGCACAUCAUAUUCUGGACACCAGCACUUCACCGCCCUCAUUCAGAAUCGUCCUCGAUACGCGCACGCCAAAACACCCGCCGUCGGACCUUGACGAGGAAGUCGACGAUCGCAUUCCCUGGAUCCCUAUCGACCCUCUGAAUCUACCCUCUCCAGAUAUUGUAGCUCGUCAAUAUCCAUACUAUAAAUAUUCGCACCCACUCACCGUUACGGUAUCUGAACGUGAAAUGUUGUAUCUGCCUUCUGGAUGGUUUCACCAUGUGAGACAGGAAUGUGGGACAUGGAAUGAUGGGGAAGUGGCGCCCUGUAUCGCUGUGAACUACUGGUUCGACAUGGACUAUGAAGGGGAAAAGUAUGUUAUGCGAGAGAUGCUGGGAAGAUUAGUAGAGAUGGCAAGGGAAGAGGAAAGUACAGAAGACAGCAAUGCAACGCCCUAGAACAGGGCUCUUUUUGAGUCGGAAAGUUCUAUUUCAACUCAUGGUGGUAACAACACCUUUUGAGGUGUUGAAUCUAGCUCAUUGGCAUGGAACAGAGACCAUGCCACCUAAUGAUUGUUCUGGGUCUCAUUUCGGCUUGCAGGCAGUACCUCUCUGAAGGCUUGCAAGCACCAUCGCAUCAGCACGGUCAUGUGCGUCGUCAACCGAAGCCGCCGUUCGUCACGGUUCAUCAUUCUAAAGCUUAGACUCGAGCUUCUUCAGAAUGUCCGGGAAUUCGUUCCAGUCAUACAUGACAGCGGCAGCAUUGCAUUGCUCGGUCAGCAGCUUGGCCAUCUGCUCCAUCUUCUCCUUUCCUUCCUCAACUCCGUAGACGCCGACAUAUGCGAUCAGAGGGAUACCAGCCCGCAUGGCAGCGGUGGCACCACUCUUGCUGUCUUCGACGGUGAUGCAUUCCUCCGGCUUGAC
Messenger RNA from Exophiala dermatitidis NIH/UT8656, 1741 nucleotides. Its product is annotated as phospholipase A2. The transcript is spliced from 2 exons. Bases 62 to 1276 code for a protein of 404 amino acids. NCBI's taxonomy places the organism in Eukaryota, Fungi, Ascomycota, Eurotiomycetes, Chaetothyriales, Herpotrichiellaceae. Gene Ontology annotation, molecular function: 2-oxoglutarate-dependent dioxygenase activity. The record is from RefSeq and is a predicted model, not a curated record.